UGGUUCCCUCGUCAUCUGCGUGGUGUGACUGUGUGUGUGUGUGGAGUGAGAGAUUGAGAGGUAGAGAGGAAGGGUCGAGGGUUUUAGUUGUUAGUUCAGGAAGAAGAAAACGAUGCCUUGCCUGAACUUGUCCACCAACAUAAGCCUGGAUGGGGUCGACACUUCCUCCAUUCUUUCUGAGGCCACUAAGUCCGUCGCUAAGAUCAUCGGAAAACCAGAGGCCUAUGUGAUGAUCAUCUUGAAGGGAUCAGUACCCAUGUCGUUUGGUGGGACUGAGCAACCAACAGCUUAUGGUGAGCUGGUAUCUAUUGGGGGCCUAAAUCCUGAAGUAAACAAGAAACUGAGUGCUGCAAUUGCGACAAUCCUUGAAACUAAGUUGUCCGUUCCUAAGUCACGAUUUUUCCUCAAAUUCUAUGACACUAAGGGUUCUGACUUUGGAUGGAAUGGAUCCACAUUCUAAAUUCUGUAGAACUUCUGGUGUGUGUUUUCUGAAAUCUUUACAGACUAAAUGACAUUUCUAGAAGCAACUCUAUAGCAAUCCAUUAAUCUGGUAUCAUAAUUGUUGUGGAGAAGCAACAAAUGAUAUUAUGGUAUCUUUUGUAAUGAACACGUCGAGUUGCAGGGAAUUGUAGAACCUAAUAGUGCCAGUAACAUCUUUUAAUUCAUCCUUUUUUUCAUUUUUAA
This is a messenger RNA of Nelumbo nucifera (sacred lotus), 684 nucleotides long. RefSeq lists its product as uncharacterized. The record is from RefSeq and is a predicted model, not a curated record. Lineage: Eukaryota; Viridiplantae; Streptophyta; Magnoliopsida; Proteales; Nelumbonaceae. Gene Ontology annotation, molecular function: phenylpyruvate tautomerase activity.